This is a messenger RNA of Symbiodinium pilosum, 1686 nucleotides long. Lineage: Eukaryota; Dinophyceae; Suessiales; Symbiodiniaceae. The record is from the annotation of a GenBank genome assembly.
AUGGCACUGUCCCUCAUCUUCCUGUCAAGCUUGCUCAGGGCCCACGGCAACAAGUUCUUUUCUGCUGUGCCGACGGACCCUGUGCUUGAUGGGUGCAGUCUUCCAGUCAAUGACGAAUGGUGUACGAAGCUGGUGGCUCUGUGGGACUGUGCCACGCCUUGGAAUGCCAAAUGCCCACAAACUGACCAUCCAAUGGGCGCGGCACACAAUGCAGACACCCUGCAGCAGAAUUGCCUUGCGCAAUGCCAGCAUGCCGUUGUAGAACAUCAUCCGGAAGCUCCCGUAGUGGAUGAUCAGCAAGCGUUGCGCGAAGUGGUUGAGAAGAUGAGUGGUGUGAUAGGAGCCAUCCAACAACGGGCCAAGGAGGCUGAAGACGCUGGCAACCAGGAGAAGGCCCAAAACCUCCAAGUGGUGGCAGAAGAGGAGGUCUUCAUCCAGCUGCAGGGUGUUGCAGGUUUCUCCUCUGAUCCUCAAGAAGCACAAGCCAGUGAGACGGCAGCUCGCCAGGCCGCUGAGGAGGUGGUGGAGGCCGACUUUAACGCUGAGACUAAUCACAUCUUCAGCGGCGUGAAGAUUGAUGAGGCGAUGGUCCAGCACUACCACGACUCGAUUGAAACCUUGGGCAUUGAGUGCGGGGAUGUGGCAGAGGCCACGGAACUCGCAGAUGCCGAGUCCGAGACGCUGCAAAAGGCCACGAACCACGCACAUCCUACCAAGUUCCAAGCAAACCAAGGCUUGGACACAGCAGGCUACAUGGAGAAUCAGUGCAGUGAGGACACGCUGAACCUGAACUUCUUCGUGGGAAAGCUGGUGACAGCUGAUCAUCUGCAUGGUGGCAGUUCUUUCUUGAUGGAAGCCUACUCCUCCCGAAUGCACCAGGUGUCGCACCAGUUGGAGUUCCAUGCUAAAGCUGCCUUGGCCUUGCAUGACGACGACAAUGGCUUGGCGCAUCACUUUGUGGAUCACCUGCGUCACCAGGACAAUGCACGCAGGGCGGCGGCGGGGGAGGAUCACACUUUGCACCUGAAGACCACAGUUCAUGGGAAGCUGCACGAGGCAGCCCGGUCGAACAUCACCGACAAGCAGCGAGCUCGUCUGCACAAGCUUGAUGAGAAACACCAUGAAGCCAUAUAUGGGGAGAGCAAGGAGUCCAUGUGUGCGAACCACGCCGAAAGGUUGCAGACACUACCAGAGGACUCGCCGCUCAAGGGUCCCGUUGUCAAGGACUACGUGGAUUGCUUGUGUGACAGCAACGAGCCAUCCAUUGUGUGCCAGGCUAAGCACGGGCAGGCUGUGAAGAAGGUCACCCAGCACAUCGCAGACCAUUUCGCCAACGCCGGGCAAAUGAUGGACGACGAAAUCAAGCAAGAUAUGCAACAGAUGGUGGCCAGGUCUGGCAUUCCGUCUCAAGCUACUUUUGAGAAUGUCUCCCAUGUUGGCCUUGCCAGGGAGGAUGCAGUUACCAUCGGGAAAUGCAAGACUUUUGUCUCCUGUAAGUUCUGUGUGGCCGGCGUUUGCUAUCAAGCGCCUUUUCCGAAGGACACCUAUUCUUAUAUCAAAGGAUUUUUCGGCCGGGCUAUUAUGACCAAGCCGCCAUGCAUCAGCGGAGACUGCAGCCUAUGCAUGGCACUCUAUCCACCUCUGGAGCCAGUUCAGUUCAACUUACUGGUGGUCAGAAGGGAAUGA